AUGCCGCCGUCGAGCGCCAUCGUCGACCACAAGCUUCCCUACCAGACGCACAACACCUAUGACGUCACCUUCUUCGGCGACUCCGUCUUCACCACCCUCACCUGGGAUCCCACCAUCGUCUCGCAGUGGAUUUCCGGAGUCCAGGCCGUCUACCGCCGCCAAAUCGACGCCGGCCACCUCAUCGUCGGCCUCGACGUCGAGUGGCGCCCCUCCUUCCAGCGCCACGUCACCCACCCCGCCGCCACCCUCCAGCUCUGCGUCGGCCGCCGCUGCCUCAUCUUCCAGCUGAUCCACAGCCCCUCCGUGCCGCCGUCGCUCGUCUCCUUCCUCGCGAACCCUAGGCACACGUUCGUCGGGAUCGGUAUCGCGGAGGAUCUGAAGAAGCUGCAGAAGGACUACCGGUUCGGAUUCAACACCAAUCCCGUGGAUCUGAGGGAGCUUGCGGCGGAGAGGUACGGGCGGCGCGAUCUGAAGAACUCCGGCGUGAAAAGCCUGGCGGCGCUGGUGCUGGGGAAGGCGGUGGAAAAGCCGAAGAAUGUGACGAUGAGCCGCUGGGACAAUCCGUGGCUCACGCCAACGCAGGUGCGCUACGCGUGUGUUGAUGCGUUCGUUUGCUUUGAGAUUGGUAGGGUUUUGAAUGCUUCUUCUCCCUCCACCGUUGGGGCUGCAGUUUCGGCUAGGGGUAUUAGGGAUUCGAAUGAUUCCUCUGCUUCCACCGUUGGGUAUGCAGUUUCGGACUCGAAUGAUUCUUCUGCUUCCACCGUUGGGCCUGCAGUUUCGGCUAGGGCUGUUAGGGAUUCGAAUGAUUCUUCUCCUUCCACCGUUGGGUAUGCAGUUGCGGCUUGGGCCGUUUGACUUAUAUGAAUUAGGGAUUUUUGAAAACAUCAUUCGAAUUGAAUGAUUUCUACUUUUGUGUGGAUAGAUUUCGAUGAAUUUCUUCAGUUGAGAAUGCAGAUUUUAUUUGGAAAUUCAAUAUUUUGGUUUCUCGAA
Molecule: messenger RNA, 990 nt
Organism: Salvia hispanica
Lineage: Eukaryota; Viridiplantae; Streptophyta; Magnoliopsida; Lamiales; Lamiaceae
Product: 3'-5' exonuclease-like
Biological process (GO): nucleobase-containing compound metabolic process
Cellular component (GO): nucleus; cytoplasm
Molecular function (GO): nucleic acid binding; 3'-5' exonuclease activity
Source: RefSeq, a predicted model, not a curated record